Molecule: messenger RNA, 945 nt
Organism: Cordyceps militaris CM01
Lineage: Eukaryota; Fungi; Ascomycota; Sordariomycetes; Hypocreales; Cordycipitaceae
Product: protein MAK16
Exons: 2
Coding region: 1-945 (314 amino acids)
Biological process (GO): maturation of 5.8S rRNA; maturation of LSU-rRNA
Cellular component (GO): nucleolus; preribosome, large subunit precursor
Source: RefSeq, a predicted model, not a curated record
AUGGCGUCCGACGAGAUUAUCUGGCAAAUCAUCAACCAGCAAUUCUGUGCUUUUAAACUGAAAACCAGGACCCCAAAGGAGCAAAAUUUCUGCCGCAACGAAUACAAUGUGACGGGCUUCUGCAACCGCCAGUCGUGUCCGCUGGCCAACUCGCGCUACGCCACGGUCCGCCAGCACCCGACCAAGCAGACCCUCUACCUGUACAUGAAGACGGUCGAACGUGCGCACCUGCCGUCCAAGAUGUGGGAGCGCAUCAAGCUGUCCAACAACUACUCCAAGGCGCUGGAGCAGAUUGACGAGCGGCUCAUCUACUGGCCCAAGUUUCUGCUGCACAAGUGCAAGCAACGCCUGACGCGCCUGACCCAGGUGCAGAUCCGCAUGCGCCGCAUCGCCGCCGAGGAGGAGCGCCUGGGUGAGAAGCUGGUGCCUAAGCUGGCGCCCAAGAUCCGGCACCGCGAGCGCGCGCGCGAGCGCAAGGCAGAGGCGGCCGCCAAGCUGGAGCGCACCAUUGAGCGCGAGCUGCUCGAGCGCCUGCGCCAGGGCGCCUACGGCGAGCAGCCGCUCAACGUGAGCGAGGCUAUCUGGAAAAAGGUCCUCAACGCCAUGGAGCGCGAGGGCAACGGCCUCCGCGACGAGGACAUGGACGAGGGCAUCGACUCGGAGGAGGAGGAGGAGCUGGACAGCGAGGCCGAAGACGGUGAAAAGGCUGUCGAGUAUGUGUCCGACUUGGAUGAGAGCGAGGCGGAGCUCGCCGAGCUGCAGGAUUGGCUGGAGAGCGAGGAUGAGGACGAGGUUGAGGUCGAGGAGGAUAGCGACGAGGAGGAGACGGAAAAGCAGAGCAGCAAGAGAAAGCGCGGCCGUGCCAUCAAGAUGCAGAACAAACGUCCUCGCCAGACCGAGAGGGAGAAGGAGAAGCUGACUCUGACCAACGACCUGGCCUGGUAA